ACAGACCCUUCCAUGAUAUGAAGUGUACUCUUCCUGCAGACACACAAUCAUGCAGGAGGACUAACAUGUUCUGGAACAGUGAUGGAUCUCCAUGUGGAUGCUGCGGUUCUCUAACGACUUCCGAAAAACGCGAGCUUACGUCUUCUAACGUGCUUCCAUCGUGACAGGCUCUCAUGUGUUGGGUCUGCACCGUGCGCUCGCCUUUCUCUCGCGGCCACACCCUCCCUUCUCCAUCUCGUCCGCGUGCAGCUGUGGUGCGGGUCUGUGGGUGCGUGCGUCUCCCUGUCGGGCACCCGCAGCAUCAGCAACACAAAAGGGUCGGAGCGCCGUGGGCUUCCUCAGCACCGAUCGGAAGGAAGGAUCGCGUUGGAGGAGACAAAAAAAAAGAGAGACGGCGGCAGGGCAAAUUCCAGCCCUUUAGACGACUGUUUGGAAAGAAGAAGAAGAGGGAGGCAAAAGGAAGCUUUGAUGGAGCAGAGCUGAAGGCCAGUUUUUCUACUGGGGAGGUGUGCAAUGGAGUUGUGUCUGACGAUGAGGAGUCCAAUCAAAAUCUGAGGGAGUUGAAUGCCAUCGGAGCUCGAGCUCUCUCACACGACAGCAUCUUUAUCCCAGAGGAACCGGUGAAGGAGGACAGUUUAGACCGCACCAUGUCGCAGGAAAACGUGUCAGAUAAAGUUAGGAAUCUGCAGAGGCAGAUAGCACAAAGUAUAAAGUUUGGCCAGAAGCCUCCUUCUCUGAGGAGGAGUGAAGGAGAUGAGGGCAGUUCGGAUGAUGAAGAGGUUCCCAGGAGCCCUUUGAAGGUUCUGGCCCAGGUCGAAGCUGAGCCUCCAAAAACAGAACCAAAGGUGCAGGGGACCCAGCAACCUGGACCACACACCACGCCAGUGAAGUCCCCACGGUCCAAACGAGUUCUUCCGCCUACUGGUACUAUUGAAUCCAUCAACUUAGACGCUGUUCCAACAUCUGUUCCUCGCCUAGACAACACAGCUGCCAAGCAUAAACUGUCGGUUAAACCGAAGAAUCAGAGGGUGUCCCGCAAGCACCGGCGCUUUACACAGGACCUCCAAGAGGUGUCUAUUCCUGGUAUGGUGCAGGAGGACUUUGAGGGAGCAGGCGUUUCUACAGAUGUCCACCGUAGAGCAUCUGCCGAGGAGCCUCUAGAAUCCCUGGAAAGCUUCAAGAAACAGAGACUGUAUGAUGAGGAAAGGCAGGAGAUGAGAAGGAGGAGAGAGUUGGAGGAACAGAGGCUCAGGCAGGAAGAAGAGGAGAAGAGGAAGCGAGUGGAGGAGCUGAGGCUGCGUGAGCUAGAGGAGGAGAGAUGUCGGAAACAACAGGAGGAGGAGCGGCUUCGUAAAGAAGAAGAAGAACGAAGGCUUCGGGAGGAGGCAGAGAGGCGAAGGAGGGAGGAAGAGGAGCGGAGGGUUAGAGAGGAAGAAGAGCGGAGGCAGAGGGAAGAGGAGGAAAGGAGGAUGCAAGAAGAGCAACAACGUCGACAGCGGGAAGAGGAAGAGAGGAGACGGCUGGCAGAACAGAGGAAGAAAGAGGAGGAGGAGAGAAGGAAGCAGGAGGAAGAGGCUGAGCGACUGCGUUUAGAGAAGCUCAGACAGGAAGAAGAGGAAAGGAAGAGGAAGGAGGAAGAGGAGAAGGAGAAGUUAGAAGAAAAGAAAAAACAAGCAGCACAGGAGAAAGUGAGAAAAGAGGAGGAACGGUGGAGAGAGAUGGAGGAGCGACAGAGGCCUUUCUCCUUCAAAGUUUCCUCUGGAGAAAAACAGAUUCUCUUCCAGAAGGUCAAUCUCACGCCUGUUACACCAGCGUCGAGCCACCAGAGCGGGGCUGUAGUUGAUCAAAAGGAAAGCGCUAAGGCUUCCUCCUCCUCUGAAGGAGCAGACUCCCCAAACCUGCCAACGUCUCCUUAUGUCCCCCACACAGCCAUCUUGGUGACAGGGGCCCAGCUUUGUGGGACCGCCGUCAACUUAGAUCAGAUCAAAGACACCGCCUGCAAGUCUCUGCUGGGUUUGGGAGAGGAUAGAAAAGCCCAGGGAACAUCGCCAACCAAGAGCAAGACUUCACCAGAUCGCAAGUCUGGCAAAACCAAAUCACUCAACGAAGCCUCGCUCUCUACAGACCAGUCCGGUGCCGACGUCCUGGCAGAAUGGGCCAGUAUUAGAUCAAAGAUAUUCAAGGGGGUAGAGGAGGGGAAGUAUGAUGAAUACCCAGACCCUGGCAGAAACCAGCCACAGCCCAGUGGUGAAGACCAGCCUCCAUUUUCCCACACACACCUCAGGAAGACCAUGUCUGCCAGCGCCAAGUUCUCCAUCACCCCUGCAAAGAAGAAAUUCGGAGAUUCGAACAGGAAUUCUGAGGUGUUCAGUGUCGAUGACAAAGAUGCAGGAGAGGAAGCUACGCCAUCCGAUACCUCCACUGCAGCCUCACCAGCUCCAACAAGCAAACCUCAGACCAGGACGAGUAAAAGUGUCCGCAUUGUAGAAAGAGGGUCAGAGGAGUGUAUGUUUGCCAAAGACCUCCCCUCUUUCCUGGUUCCCAGCCACGGAGCCAAACCUGAGGGGGCGGAGUUGAAGGUCAGGGCUCAGAGUGAGACAUGUGAAAACAGAGAGGAGGGAGAUGACCAGGGCCAAGACGCCGAGGAUGCGCCCUCUCCUUUUGGCAUAAAGCUCAGGAGAACCAACUACUCCCUCCGCUUUCACAGUGAACAGUCAACAGAGAAAAGGAAGAAACGUUACAGUGCCGGGGACAGCUUUGAUGGCGUCCCUUCACCUCUUACUCCCAUUGAGCCAGAUUCUGAUGCUUCCUCUGUCUUUUCUGACAAAUCCAGUCCCACAUCGCCACACAGAGACGGUGCGGUCAGCAAGUACUUCCACGCAUCUGCAUCUCCUGCUGUUUCUCGGGCUAAGACAUCAGUAAAGCCUACCAGCCCGAUCCCACACAGCGAAGGGGACAAAGUGCUCUCAAAGCCGCCGGUUUAUCGUAGACCGGCGACGUCACCCAAACCUACUGCAUCCGUCCCGACCCCUCCCCCAUCACCGCUACCUAAAGUGCUCCACAGGACAUCAGUAGACGCCACAGUUCAAAGAGAAGGGGCCGGGGAUUCAUCAAGCCAGGAGCAGACGGGCCGAAGCGAGGAGUCAUCAGCGGUGGCCCAGAUGCACAAGAGCAGCCAAGGCCAGAUACAAGGAGAGGAGGAGCCAAAGGAGAAGAGGUCCUUCUUUCCUUCCAUCAACAUCCCAUGGAGAGAGAAGACAGACAGAAAGACGGAGCUCAUCAGGAGAGAAAAACCGUCACUACAGAGCAGACACUCCCUGGACAGUUCAAAAGUCCAGGAGAAGGAGGCCGGGCCCUUAUGGAUCACACUGGCCCUCCAAAAGCAGAAGGGCUUCAGGGAGCAGCAGCAGAACCGAGAGGAGCGGCGUAGCCAAAGAGAGGCCAAACUGGCUGAAAAACAAGCUAGAGAGAGAGAUAGUGUGACUUUGGUGAGUCCCACAGAAAGCAAAGGCAGUGGGAGCACCAGUCCAAGCUCCAAACCUCAGACACCAGAGGAGCCCAAGAGACCCGACAGCCUCCUGGGGCGCUUCGAACGCAGAGAGCAGCUGAAAAAAGCUAACACACUACCCAGCUCUGUAACUGUUGAGAUUGCAGACUCUACACCGUCGCCACCUGCUGUCAAGGAUGUGUCAAAGCGCUUCCCAUCUAGUGACUCUCCGCAGGUGUCCACAGAGCCGGCCUGGCUGGCUCUGGCCAAGCGAAAGGCCAAAGCUUGGAGCGACUGUCCUCAGAUAAUCAAAUAACACACCCAGCAGCCCCCACCACACCUCCCAUCACCCCUCCCCUCCCCUGUAACCUGGCUUCACACAGGGCUCUGGCCUAGCAUCGAGACUGCACACUGCCCAGACUCCGAAGCACCACCAGAGUCACAGCACCACCCAUCCUCUACCUUAAAACUCUAGAUCUGACCAUGAACGCUCCUCCCUCCUGUGAAACAAGUAGAGCCCUCCAUCGCCUCAUAACCCCCACACUGGCUGGUACUAUUAUCAAGUUAAAGUGCGCUUCACAUUCGAAAUACAAUCGCACAGAUAUAUGUAUUGCAAGCAUGCACAUACGGUGUACAAACACAUAAUGACGUAUAUGACCCAAAAAGACACAAAGAUGUUUGCUCUCGACCCUAAACCUGCCGCAGUCAGGGGAGUCCUCAGCAGCCAAUCACAACCAUGGCUGGCCAUUGCAAUAGCCAACCCUUAUUUUUUAUUUAGUAGCCAACUGUGUCACCAUGGUUGUAAAUAAAUCAUUCACUUAACAUUAUAUAAGGUGAGACACUUCUGCAUUAGAGGUGGAGCUCUGACGUAACAGUGUUUAAUCCACUGAGGGGAACUGUCUGAAUUGUGUUUUAAGGGCUACCAGUAACUCAACAUGACCCUGCUCAAUCUUCUUUGCGACAGCCGAUGGAAGUGUUACAGGUAUCUCCCCUGCCCUCGUUGGUAUUAUUUAUGUAAAGCAAAGGAUUUAUCUGUGUUGAAACGAUACUGUAUCUCUCUUUUCUGAGCCUUGUUUGUCAUGUACAAAAGAAGCCUUUCUUUUUUUUUUUUUUUUUUACUCAUAAGGGGAACCUUAGCUGAAAAAUUCUCACUGUGUCCGUGACAACUGUGAUAGCUGUCCAAGGAGCUAUUAAAAUCAUUUGUCAUUAGAAAGGAACAAAAAUCUGUCAUAAUCACAUGGUGGGUGCACCUAAACACAGCACUGAAGACCACAAGUGUUAUCGGGCAUUUACAGUGACCUGCACACUUUUCCUCGCAGCUGAGCGUUGACGUAAUAUGAUCUUGCUUUUUAAUUUUUGUUUUUUUGGUAAUGGAGACAAACACACUGCUUGCUGUAACAUACAACUCUCGUAGCCGUCCCCCUGUAACACACUUGUGUUUUGUAGGCUUACCAUCAUGUAGGCCAUCACUUCCUUGUAAAUGUGAUAUGAUCUCACAUGAUGUAAGCAUUUCUGCUAUGGAAAAAAAAAAAAAAAAUCUCCCAUCAUUCUCAUUACUUCCUGCCACUCACUUAAUGAUCUGUAUGUAUGUAAGUAUGUACUGUAUGUAAGUCAGAGGCGUUACCAGAGCUUUGAUCAGAAAGUAGCCCCCACGGCUCACUCACUUUGUCAUUUUGUUUCUAACUUUGGUCGUGCACAAUAGUGUAGUGUACGCAGUGUUAUAUGUAACAAAAAAAUGUUUGGUAUAAUUUGCACUUUUUUGUCCCACUUAGAGAUAUUCAUGAGAAAAUUCUUAAAGAGAUACAAAAUGUUAUGAAUAAUGUAAAUUAAAUACUGAUGUCUGAA
Molecule: messenger RNA, 5332 nt
Organism: Sphaeramia orbicularis (orbiculate cardinalfish)
Lineage: Eukaryota; Metazoa; Chordata; Actinopteri; Kurtiformes; Apogonidae
Gene: cracd
Product: capping protein inhibiting regulator of actin dynamics
Exons: 9
Coding region: 174-3803 (1209 amino acids)
Biological process (GO): negative regulation of barbed-end actin filament capping; maintenance of gastrointestinal epithelium
Source: RefSeq, a predicted model, not a curated record